ACUGUCAUCUGCGUCGCCAUCACGCGGCUUUUCUAGUGCUGUGAAUAUGGCGGAUCCGGAAGGAGAGUCGCUAGAGUCUUGGCUCAAUAAGGCAACUAACCCCUCCAACAGACAGGAAGACUGGGAGUAUAUUAUAGGAUUCUGUGACCAAAUCAAUAAAGAAUUAGAAGGUCCACAGAUAGCUGUAAGGUUGCUAGCUCAUAAAAUCCAGUCUCCACAGGAAUGGGAAGCUAUACAGGCUUUGACAGUAUUAGAAGCAUGCAUGAAGAACUGUGGGAAAAGGUUUCAUAAUGAAGUUGGAAAAUUUCGAUUUUUAAAUGAAUUGAUCAAAGUCGUUUCACCCAAGUAUCUGGGUGACAGAGUGUCGGAGAAGGUAAAGAUGAAAGUCGUUGAAAUGUUGUUCAGUUGGGCAGUUGCUCUGCCUGAUGAAGCCAAAAUAAAUGAAGCAUAUCAAAUGUUGAAGAGACAAGGCAUUGUCACCACUGAUCCAGAGAUCCCCGUGGACAAGACUCUGAUACCUUCACCCCCCGCCCGGCCCAAGAACCCUGUGUUUGAGAAUGAGGAGAAAAGCAAGCUGCUAGCUGAGCUCCUGAAGAGCAAAAACCCAGAGGACCUGCAGGAGGCCAACCGGCUUAUCAAGAACAUGGUGAAGGAGGAUGAGGUCAGGAUGCAGAAGGUGACGAAGCGUGUGAACACACUGGAGGAAGUCAACAACAAUGUGAAGCUUCUAAACGAGAUGCUCACCCACUUCAACAGGGAGGAGUCUUCUGAGGCAGACCGAGAACUCAUAAAGGAGCUGUAUGACCGCUGUGACAAGCUCAGGCGCACCGUUUUCAAGCUGGCCACAGAAACCGAGGACAAUGACAAUAGCUUAGGUGAUAUCCUGCAGGCUAGCGAUGACCUGUCUCGAGUCAUUAACUCUUACAAGAAGACUGUGGAGGGUCAGGCAGUUAACGGAGAGGUGGAUGUUCUGAGUUCAUCAAUGACAGAAGGAAGCAAAGGCCACACAACUACAGAGACUCUUAUAGAUCUGGCUGGCCUUGACAUUCCAAGUCCUUCCCCACCAGAGAUGGCUCCCCCUCCUCAACUUCCAGAUCCCCAAAUCCCCAAUCUGCUGGUGGCACCUUCAAUUCCAGUCUUGCCUCCUCCUCCGUAUGGAUUGGCUGGGUCACAAGCCUGCACUCUCGGCCUGUCUGAAAGCCCCAGCCAUCCAUCCACCGGCCAGACAUCCACUGCUCUCUCCCUUCUGGAUGAGGAGCUUCUGUCACUGGGUCUGAAUGAUCCAGCUCCAAGUUUGAAUGAUCAAAAUCGCAAUAAACCAAAGGAAGAUGACUUGACCACUCAGUGGACCUCAUUACAGUCCCAACCGACUGAUCCAGGGUUGGAUUUAUUUGCAAGUGCACCUCUACCCGGUCCCAUGUUCCCUGCGGAGAUGACGUCGACAGUGCCUGCCCCUAGGAUGACCUCCGCGUGUUACCCAGAAGCCCCUAGGACUGCGUCCUUCCCUUACCCUAGUGCAGCUAACUCCAGCACCUCUCCGCUCAACCAGGGUCUGCAGGACCUUGCCAUGCUUGACCUUGGAGACCCUAAGAGCAUGCCUGGCCUCUUGAACCCAGGUGCAAUAUUUGGGAUGGGGGCGCCAGCUGGCCCUGCGGCCUCCUCCAUUCUCGGGUUCCCUGUGCCCAGCUCCACCCCUCUGCCCCUUGGUACGAUGCCUGCUUCUCCCGCAGUGUCCCAGGCCAUGUCCCAGGCCGUGUCCCAGGCCAAGGCCCAGGCUGCCAGCUCCACCCCGGGAAGCCCUCUGUUCCGCUCGCUGUCUCCCAUUAUCCCUCAAACACAAGGCAGCCCAGCCAGAGGGCCUGAGGUUUCCCUAGCCAACAUACACGUCCCUCUGGACUCCAUAAAGCCCAGCAAGGUGUUGCCGGUGACGGCCUACGAUAAGGACGGUGUUCGAGUACUGCUGCAUUUUGCCACUGACUGCCCGCCGGGCCGGCCUGACGUGUUGGUGCUGGUGGUGUCCAUGCUGAACACGGCGCCGCUGCCCGUCAGGAACGUUGUCCUGCAGGCUGCCGUGCCAAAGUCAAUGAAGGUGAAACUUCAGCCUCCUUCAGGGACUGAGCUUGUCCCCUUCAAUCCCAUCAUGCCCCCGGCUGCCAUCACUCAAGUCAUGCUUCUGGCCAAUCCGCUGAAGGAGAAGGUGAGGUUGCGCUACAAACUGAUGUUCACACUCGGAGAGCAGCAGUGUGCAGAAGUGGGAGAGGUGGACCAGUUCCCCCCACCAGAGAAAUGGGGCAACCUAUAGCCUCUGGACUCGCCAGGAAGAGACAACCGUUUGACCAUAUUAUCUCCCAGUGAGUGGGGGGCCCAGUGUAUUUCUGAAUGUUUUCUUUUCGUUUUUUAACAUAAAGUAGGCAAGUGCUGUUAACAUUACUUCAUCAUCGCCCAGUUCGAUGUAAUUUUUGGAUUAUUUUUCUUUAGUCCUUUUUGAAAUUGCUUUAGGUCAGGUUUCCAGAUUGGCUGUUGAAACGGACAAGCUGCACUUUAAGCCACAUACAGCACUGGGGAAAUGCCAUUUGCAGCCUAGAUCUACAUAUCCUGAGCUGCACAUUCAUUAAAAGGAUAUAACCUCAGGCCCUCAAGAGGAAUUGAAGGUAUUAUACGAUAAAAUCACCCAAGACCAGAAGGCAGUUCUUACUUUUUACACAAGAAAGGGGAGAUGAGGGUUGCCACUUAACUGAUUGGUUAUGGACAAUCAUUUCAUUGCUGGUACUGAAUGGUGAAAGGCCAUAGCCAAUUGAAACUGCAUGAAUCAUUUAUGUGCCCUUCCCCCAGAGACUGCUUCUCGUACCUCCCCAGCAGCUACUCGGCUGUAUGGAAGGCAGAUGUGUUUUCAGAAUAUUGACAACCUCAGACAGUCAUGAAGUAAGUGGCAGUGUUAGUUGCUGCCUGUUUGUUAUUUCAAUCUGUCGGAGAAGAUGUACAGACAUACAAUUUAUUUGAAGUAUUUUCAUGUAUGUGAAGUAUUUAUAUUUUUUGUUAUUGAUUAUUUGAUUCUUUGUUAUUAAUCAGAUGAUGGGGCGAUCUGUAUUCCUGUCAAGAUUCUGUAUGUUGGUACCUGAAAGUGAAUACUUUUCUGGGUUAACUAGAGAACAUGGUGUGGCCCAGUAGGUUGGAGAGAGAACUCUAACACAUGAUGGAGUGUUUUUUUGGGGGGGUUUUUUGGUUACAGUGACUAUUAAUGUUCCAUGAAUGCUUUUUUUGGGUUUUGAUUGUGACGCCCAAUCAAUCCCCUUUGAAGUGUUAUUUAUUGAUUUCAAGUAUGGAUUCUGCUAUCUCCUGCUGCCGUUUGCUGUUUUCUCAAGUCUUGACGUUACAGUAUAUUGCUGAAUUCCUUCUACAGAGACAAACUUUCUACCAGGCCUCUCUCAUCUCUGCUGACUGUGAAUGUUGGUCUUCACCAGUAUUGCAGUUAUUUAUUCUUUGUCCUUAGAUUUAUUGGUACAGUAUGUGUAUUUCAUUGAGACCAACAGUCUUAUUUCAAAGGCAUUCUUUACAGGUGUAGUUUUAGGUAGUACUAGAACUACAGUUGGUUACAACUCUGACCGCAGUAGAAUAUUAAGUCAAUCCAGUUUCAUUGUCAGUAGGUUUGUGCUGGCCUGGUAUGUAUGUGAAAUGAGAAAUGUCAUUGUACAGCAACUGGAGUGGUGAAUUUGGGGGGUAGCCCCCUGCACACCACUCCCUGUCUCAUCAUCUCAUUCUGAAGCCCUUUUGUCUGUCAGCACUGUGACUUGUUACAAAGGCAGAUGCUCCAAACCUUUUAUGUACAUUGCUGUAUUUAUUGUCCUCUAGAGAUUGUUGAAGUUAAUGUAUGUACAUGUUAAUGUGACUCUUUACAGACGCUACCAGAAAAUACCUGUAUAUAUUUAAAUGUGAGAGGUGUUUCGCUGCAUGAAGAAUUAAAAGUCUUCAUUUUAAAUGGA
Molecule: messenger RNA, 3980 nt
Organism: Conger conger (European conger)
Lineage: Eukaryota; Metazoa; Chordata; Actinopteri; Anguilliformes; Congridae
Product: ADP-ribosylation factor-binding protein GGA3-like
Exons: 17
Coding region: 47-2302 (751 amino acids)
Biological process (GO): intracellular protein transport; vesicle-mediated transport
Cellular component (GO): trans-Golgi network
Molecular function (GO): phosphatidylinositol binding; small GTPase binding; ubiquitin binding
Source: RefSeq, a predicted model, not a curated record